UCACAAUUAUGGGCUAGAUGGGCAGUCCAAUCCAACAGCAACGCCCAUCUACUGCCAUGUGGUAAAAGAUACACCCUCCAUGAAGAUAGCCUAAUUUCAUGAUGCCUGCUCCUCUUCCACGAUGUUUCUUUGACAUAGCUAUCAAUGGAGUGGCAACUGGGCGGGUUGUGUUUGAGUUAUAUAGUAAUGUGGUUCCCAAGACAACGGAGAACUUCCGGUGUCUGUGUACGGGUGAGAGGGGGGAGGGCAAGAGCACGUUCAAGCCACUACACUACAAGGGCACACCCAUCCACCGUAUAGUGAAGGGAUUCAUUGUACAGGGAGGAGACUUCAGCUGCGGUGAUGGAACGGGUGGGGAGUCCAUCUAUGGUGGCAUGUUCAAGGAUGAGGCAUUCCAGCACAAACACGAGAAACCAUUCCUCCUCUCAAUGGCCAACAAGGGACCAAACACCAACGGAUCUCAGUUCUUCAUUACCACUCGUCCUGCCCCCCACCUUGACGGCAUUCACGUGGUGUUUGGUCAUGUGAUCAGUGGAGUACAGUUUGUGACAGAGAUGGAGAAUCAGAAGGUGGACACGAACCAUCGACCCUACGCUGACGUCAGGAUUGUCAACUCAGGGGAGCUGGUACGAGUCUCUAAAGCUAAGAAGGUCAAGAAGAGAGCAGUGGUGGAGUUGUCAGCAGAGUCUAUCAGUCAUGAUGAGUCAUCCUCUGAGAUUGAGAGUGAAGAAAGCUCCAGCGAUGAGAGGAGCAAGAGACGUAAGAAAGGGAAGGUCAUAAAUAAGGAGAAAAGAAAAAAGAGGCGUAGGGAGAAGAAAUUGAAAACGAAAAAGAAAAAGAAGCCUCCACAGUCUGACUCUGACUCAGAGGAGAGCUCUGUGUUGUCAGGUGAUGAUCAUGUGACCUCCACGAUGGUUGAUGAGGAGGAGCCUCCCCUUCCUCCUGAGCUAGAGGAUGAAGCUAACAAGUCGUGGCUGUACCGGCGCAGUAGGACACCCUCACCCGUCAGGGAGGAGAGAAAGAAAGAUACGAAUUUAACAACAACAAGAAGUUCCAUUCAGUACUUCCCUAUAAUAUGAGUGUUGUCUGUAGGU
Molecule: messenger RNA, 1094 nt
Organism: Halichondria panicea
Lineage: Eukaryota; Metazoa; Porifera; Demospongiae; Suberitida; Halichondriidae
Product: peptidyl-prolyl cis-trans isomerase G-like
Exons: 7
Coding region: 99-1079 (326 amino acids)
Biological process (GO): protein peptidyl-prolyl isomerization
Molecular function (GO): peptidyl-prolyl cis-trans isomerase activity
Source: RefSeq, a predicted model, not a curated record